Messenger RNA from Alnus glutinosa, 702 nucleotides. Its product is annotated as protein FAR1-RELATED SEQUENCE 4-like. The transcript is spliced from 2 exons. The record is from RefSeq and is a predicted model, not a curated record. NCBI's taxonomy places the organism in Eukaryota, Viridiplantae, Streptophyta, Magnoliopsida, Fagales, Betulaceae. The coding region runs from base 1 to 702 and encodes 233 amino acids.
AUGUGGUAUGUGACUAAUGUAAAUCUAGGGCAUAAUCACGAUUUAAGCCCGGGCAAAGCGAGAUAUAUUAGAUGUCACAAGAAGUUGGAUCUUGCUACAAAGAGAAAGCUUGAUAUAGAUGAUAGAGCUGGAAUUCGAACAAAUAAGAUCUAUAACUCGCUAGCCGUUGAAGCUGGGGGAUACGAGAAUCUCACAUUUGGAGAGAAAGAAUGUCGCAAUUAUAUUGCGAACUCAAGACGUCUUCGCCUUGGCACAGGAGGUGCUACAGCACUUCGUGACUACUUCGAUAGAAUGCAAAAAGUGGAUAGUGAUUUCUACUUUGAAAUGGAUGUGGAUGAUGAGUUUAGGCUAAAAAAUGGCCGUGCGCCAAGGGCAAUUAUAACAGAUCAAGACAGAGCUAUGAAAAAUGCAAUUAAAAAGGUUUUUCCAUAUGCCCGACAUAGGUUUUGUUUAUGGCACAUACUAAAAAAACUUCCAGAAAAGUUUGGAUCAAAUUCACAGUACAAAGCCAUUAAGAGUGCCAUACGAAGUUGUGUGUAUAAUUCUCAAACAUGUGAUGAGUUUGAUGCUAAAUGGCAGAGUGUACUUGAGUGUUAUAAUCUGGAGGAGAAUGCAUGGCUGCAAGAUUUAUACAGUGAACGGAGUUUCUGGGUACCAGCAUAUUUGAAUAGUAUAUUUUGGGCUGGCAUGACUACCACGUAG